Messenger RNA from Linepithema humile (Argentine ant), 3237 nucleotides. Lineage: Eukaryota; Metazoa; Arthropoda; Insecta; Hymenoptera; Formicidae. The record is from RefSeq and is a predicted model, not a curated record.
CAUAUAUAUGUUUCUUAUGCUCUAACUGUAUACAAAAGCUCAACAACACAACACUGAUGUAAAUAUGAUGUAUCAAAAUCAAACGGCCGUGAUCGGUACACUUGAUCCGGAACAUUGCGAUUAAAUGUUCAUCGACCACGCAAUUAAAUAUUGUACACCUCCGAACGUAAGGAUCUUGGGGUGAUAGCCAUGAGCCUUUCUUUUUGCAUCGCGGUGAUAAGUGCUCGAGCGACGAGAAAAACGUCUCGGUAUAAGAUGCAACGACUCGGCGCGUUUCGGCCGUUUCAGCAACCAGUUUUAGUGAGACAAAAGAACGCAAACUAACUGGUUUUGAGAGUUUGACCGGUUUUCGAAGGAAUUCAACAUAAGCUAACAGAGCCAGACCCAAACUGGAGAUCCCGACGAAGAUUGUAAAUACCAUUGACUACUGAGUUAAAAGUUAAAUAUUCUUUACCUUGUUACGGUCGAAGAAUACAGUUCUAAUGAGCAAAUUCUUAUUAUUUUCUACUCUUACAAAAGAUAGUUAUCCACUUUGAGCCGGAUUUACAUCGUCGGAUGGCAUAUAUAAAAAAGAAACACGAAAUAUAUCAAAAAGAAACACGCGCCAGUCAUACAUUGCGCAAUUAUUGUACGUUCAAUCGUGUUAGUGUUUUCUCUAAUCGUUAUAAAAGAGGGGAACGAAUUCUUUCAUUAAACGCGUGAAAUAAAAAAAAAAGAUACAAUGUAAUUUUAAUCACUGUAUUAACAUUGUUGCAAUUCCAUCUCGACUUUUUUUAUGAGCGUAAGAAAACAUUUCUGGCACGUGCUUUAAAAUGGCAAAACAUAGUCAGUUAAAUUAUCACUCUAAGUCUCGUAAAAAAUUAUCGUUUUAGUAUCAUUCGCGACAUUUUAUCUGCGAUAAUAAAAACUGGUACCAUUAAAAGAUUAGAUUUAUUAAAAUUUAUUAACUGGUAUGAAUUUACUAAUUAUCGCCUAUAUUUACUUUUCUCUAUUUUCAAACUACAAAUAUGAUUUUUUUUUAAAAAACAUGACAAGCAAUAUGUGAAUAGUAAUUAUGACGAUAAGUAUAUGACGACAAUUAGCUGAAAGCGUUUAAGCAUGAAGAACGCGAAGUACAUCAGUUCAAACAUUGCACUGGCAUAAGCAUUUGCCGUUAUACUUCGGAGUUUACAUCGCUUCGUUAGCAAAGUUGUAAUUCUUUUGUAACUUGAAGUUGAGAAGUUGCUUAUUUUUUUUUAUCAGGAACAUUCACGGAUCUCAUUUAUUUAAAUAAGAAUAUUUCUGCUACAUUGAACACGACGAACUGAAUAAACAGUUCCUUCCGAGCAGAUUUCAUCAGCGAGAUAAUUUAUGAGUCAUCAUCUGGCGGAUGUUUCGACAACAGUAUACAUUUACAUAAGAGAUACGUGUAAUCACAAUAACUGGAAGUGCAAUCAAAGGAACAAAUGAGAAGUGCCCAUUCACAAAACACAUGAGAUGUUAUUUAAUCGUAAUCGCGUCGCGUUUUCUUCGUGCACGUGCUACUUUCGCGGCGGCAAUCACCGCUCGCUCCGUUUAACAAUUAGCGCGAGUAUCCGCGAUAGAAUCCGAUAAAAGUGAUUGUUAACGUGAGAUCGAGAAAAACACCGUCGGACACGAUGGAUCGCGGCAUACUGCGGCAAACGUUGAUUGGAUUCGUGUGUAGUAUUUUAAUCAUCGACUGCGGCCUCCACGAGGGAUGGAGCACGCCGACUAUACCGAAAUUCAACGGCGAGGAUCCUCUGAAGGUGACGAGCAACGAGAUCGCCUGGAUCGUAAAUCUCAUGUAUGUGGGAGUCGGCAUCGGCUCGCUAGUCCCCUUCAUAUUGAUGGACAACAUUGGGCGCAAGGGAACCUUGCUAGUCACUACGGUACCGAAAAUCGCCUCCUGGAUCUUCAUCGGCCUGUCCACGUCUGUGCCGUUGCUGUACGUUGGACGAAUACUCGCAGGAGUAGGAUGCGGCAUCACUUACGCCGUGAUGCCGAUGUAUCUCGGCGAGAUAAGCAGCAAGCGAACCAGAGGUCCUUUAGGUACAACGAUACCGACUGUUUCAGGUACUUUAACGGCUGUUCUGCUCAACAUCGGGAUGCUACUAAUUUACGCCAUUGGCCUGUGGAUCAGUCGAUUCGCGAUGGCGAUGAUAAGUCUAUGCGCGCCGAUAUUAUUUCUGGUGACCUUCAUGUGGCUACCCGAGAGCUCGGUGUUCCUCACACGAAAGAACAAGCUCGUCACCGCCGAGAAGACUCUUCAAUGGGCUUUGGGUAAGGAAGACGUGGACGAGGAGCUCGAAGAGGUCAAGCGAAUCGUAGAGACUGAGGACAAGUGCAGCGAGAUGACCCUCCAGGAUAUGUUCAAGGAGAUUUUCAGCAAAGCGCAGAACAGGAGAGCCUUUCGAAUCGCCAUGAUAUUAUUGAGCGGCCUGACAAUGACGGGUGCGGCGCCGAUACUCGCGUAUCAAUCAUACAUCUACGACGAGGCCGGCUUCGAGAUCUCGGCCAACGCCGGCAUCAUUUUGACGGGAUUCGCCAUCGUCCUGGCCGGCAGCAUCUGCGUGACGGUGGUGCGCAUUACGGGCAAGAGGUUGCUGCUGCUGGUCGCCACCCCGGUUUGCGUGCUAUCGCUGGUGACGAUAGCCAUUUUCUUCGAGCUGCAGUCCGCCGGCUACGACGUCUCUCGGUUCAAGUGGGUGCCCACGGUCUUCGUGGUGAUUUACGUGCUCGGUUUCGGAUUCGGCCUUAAUCCGAUACCACUCGCCUAUAUCGGCGAGAUCUUCCGCGUCGAGGUCAAAGUGCCCGCCGCGGUGCUCAAUGCUCUCUACUACGCUAUAAGCACCACUGUCAUCGUCAAGUUUUAUCAGGUCGUGCAAGAACUAUACGGCACGUUCGCACCAUUAUGGACAUUCGCCGCGAUAACAUUUCUUAUAUGGAUAUUAAUUUACUUAUUUGUGCCAGAGACCGAAGGUAAAACCUUGGAAGAGAUACAAUUGGAAUUGCAGAAUAAGAACUGAUGUAUCUCUUGCGAUAUAAAAGAGUAAGCACACGUGUAGCACUAGAGACAAUCCAAAGAUAUAUUAAAUACAUAUCUAACACACACACAGCGCAUAUCUAACACAUGAAAUAUGACUCGAACCUGAUAUUGCUAGAUAUUCAUAUAAAAUAUUGUAAAAAACUUGAAAAACAUAAAAAAAAUAAAAUCACGCAUAUAAUGCAUUUAACAAU